AUGGCCGCAACAAUCACCGCCACCCGACGUGUCCUUGUGGUAGGCGGAGGAAAUUGUGGACUGGCACUUGCUUUAGGCCUGCAAAAGGCUAGGAUUCCAUACACACUCUUCGAGCGAGAUGGCGAAGGAGACUUCCUGAACCGAUCCAGAGACUGGGACAUGCUCCUACACUGGGGCGACGAGUAUCUGCGAAAGUUGAUACCAAAGCGGCUUCACGGGCGCUUGAACGAGGCCACAGUUGAUCCGGACUACAACUUCAAGUCCAACGAAAGACUCCCGCAGCUCGACGCUGAUACCGGUGAAAUCAUGCGCUACGUAGAGAUGCCACUCCUUACUCGCAUGUCCAGGAAGAGGUUGCGCAUGUUCUUGAUCAGGGAACAAAACCUCAAUAUCAAGUUCGGCAAACGCGUGACAAGAGCCGACCUCGAUUCAACUGAUGAAGUCUCCCUCGACUUCGAGGACGGCUCACGAGUGCAAGGCGCCUGCAUUAUCGGUUGUGACGGAUCGAGAUCUCGAAUGCGAGACUUUCUUUGCGGAGCGAAAGCGAAACCGGAACAGGUGGACCUUACCAUGAUCAACCAUGUCGCCAGGUAUCCAGCCAAGGUAGCGAAGACGAUACGAAUGCAGAUGCAUCACCCGAUUGUCCAGCUCGGGUUUUCCAAAGAACAAGUAGCAACGCUUCUGGCAGAUUCUCAAGAACGUUUGAGGUACUACAGAGAAAGAGCUUCCAAACUUUGCGAACCAUAUCGUACCGCAGCGCUAGCGUUAACAGACAACGAGCUGCUCCCAGUCGACCGGGAACAGCAAUGGUCACCGUUUCCAUGGGACAACAGAGGAGGCAAAGUUACUCUCGCAGGAGAUGCUGACAUUCGAUGCUUCCUCGUAAAUCGCGGCCAGGGACUAAAAAAUGCUGUCAAGGAUGCCAGUGAGCUUGUUGAUGCUCUGACAGCGGUAUACAAGGGUCAGAAAUGCUUGGAAGAAGCGAUAGCCAGCUACGAGGCCGAGAUGAUCCCUCGGGGCGCCAACGAGAUUCGGCUGACGCAGCUGGUAGCAGAGAAGAGAAGAGACAUGAAGAACAAUGAUCCCAUGAUACUGAAGGGUCUGCAGAAAGCGGAAUAG
Molecule: messenger RNA, 1119 nt
Organism: Exophiala xenobiotica
Lineage: Eukaryota; Fungi; Ascomycota; Eurotiomycetes; Chaetothyriales; Herpotrichiellaceae
Exons: 7
Coding region: 1-1119 (372 amino acids)
Molecular function (GO): FAD binding
Source: RefSeq, a predicted model, not a curated record